This is a messenger RNA of Manihot esculenta (cassava), 1946 nucleotides long. Its product is annotated as protein NRT1/ PTR FAMILY 2.8. Gene Ontology annotation, cellular component: plasma membrane. The record is from RefSeq and is a predicted model, not a curated record. Gene Ontology annotation, biological process: transmembrane transport. NCBI's taxonomy places the organism in Eukaryota, Viridiplantae, Streptophyta, Magnoliopsida, Malpighiales, Euphorbiaceae. The transcript has 3 exons. Bases 77 to 1858 code for a protein of 593 amino acids. Gene Ontology annotation, molecular function: transmembrane transporter activity.
UAAAAUAAUGGAAAUUGUGUAAGGAUCAAUUAAGUAGGAAGAGAAGGCGAACACAGAAGCCGAAACAGAAACGAAGAUGGAAAACAUGAUCAUUGCUUCUGCUUCUUCUUCUUUUUCUUUUUCUUCGAGGGAGGCAGCCCUUGGAGCUCCUCCUCCGCCACUUGAUUCUUCUCCUAAGAAGGCUGCUGGAGGAUGGAGAUCCGUAAAAUACAUUCUGGGAAACGAGUCUUUCGAGAAGCUAGCUUCAAUGGGUUUGAUAGCCAAUCUGACAGUGUAUCUGCAAACCCAAUACAAUAUGGAUGGGCUUCUCGUGGUUAAUGUAUUCAAUGUUUGGUCUGGUUCCUGUAAUCUUACACCAUUAGCUGGUGCUUUCGUAUCUGAUGCAUAUCUGGGCAGGUUUCGCACGCUUCUCUGCGGCUCCAUAUCAUCUUUUCUGGGCACGGUGAUUAUCACUCUCACUGCAGGGAUAAAUGAUUGGAGACCAGCAAGCUGCCAUGGAUAUGUCGAUUGCGAACAGCCUCACCGUUGGCAGCUUGCGAUCCUCUAUGUGGGUCUUGCACUGCUCGCCAUUGGAGCAGGAGGUAUUAGGCCAUGCAACAUUGCUUUUGGAGCUGAUCAAUUUGACACGAGGACAGAAUCAGGAAGAGCCCAACUAACGAGCUUCUUCAACUGGUGGUACUUCUCUUUCACUGUAGCUCUUGUGCUAGCUCUUACAGUGGUUGUCUACGUUCAGACCAAUAUCAGUUGGGUUGUCGGUUACGCCAUUCCAGCCGGUUGCCUGUUCUUCUCCAUUUUAGUUUUCUUGAUUGGCAGACACGUUUACAUAAUGAAGAAGCCGCAAGGAAGCGUCUUUAUUGAGAUUUUCAAAGUUAUUGUAGCUGCCUUUAAAAAGCGGAGUCUUGAUUUGGCUUCUGGGCAUUCUCUUUAUGAUCCUCCAUUGUCUGGAUGGGACCAAGGGGAAGCAAAACUUGAUCGCACUGAUAAAUUCAAGUUCUACGAUAAGGCUGCUGUGAUUGCUGAUCCAAGCGAACUGAAUGAAGAAGGCAAGCCCAGAAAUUCUUGGAGAUUAUGCAGUGUUCAUCAGGUGGAACAGCUAAAACUACUGGUAGGAGUAGUGCCAGUUUGGUUUACAGGAAUUGGUUGCUUUAUUACCAUGGACCAAAUGAGUACUUUUGGGUUGAUGCAAGCAAUUCAAUCAAACAACUCCGUAGGAAAAUUCAAAAUCCCACCAGGCUGGAUGGGCCUCAGUUCGAUGAUUGCCCUUUCAAUCUGGAUCUUCAUUUAUGAGAAAAUUUACCUUCCAGCAAAAAGAAACUCAAAGAAAGACAAAAGAUUGACAAUGAGACAGAGAAUCAACAUUGGUAUUGUAAUGGCAAUUCUAUGCAUGUUGGUAGCUGCAGGCGUUGAGAAGAAGCGCCGAGAAUUGGCUUUGAAAAAUGGCUCGCUCGUGUCACCUCUGCAUCUUCUUUUGCUCAUUCCACAGUUUUCCCUGUCGGGUUUGAUCGAAGCAUUCUCUGCAGUUGCUAUUAUGGAAUUCUUCACCACUCAUUUGCCAGAAAGCAUGAGAACAAUUGCUGGUGCAAUUUUCUUUCUCAGUUCCUCUGCAGCCAGUUACUUGAACACGGUUCUUGUCAAUAUAGUUCAUCAUUGGACAUCAAAGAAUGGACAGACACCAUGGUUGGGAGGCCAUGAUCUUAAUAAGAUUAGAUUGGAAAAUUAUUUCUAUCUUACUGCUGGUCUAGCAGUGUUGAAUCUCCUAUAUUUCAAUCUGUUUUCAUGCCGUUACUUGAACAUUUCUGAUGUACCCGGAUCAUCAGGACAAGAGGAAAGUGACUUGGAACUGAAAGCAACUGCUUAAUUUGCUUUGAUUUCCUUUCUGAAGCCUCAAGUAUUAUUUUGUUGUUUAUUUGUUUUCUUUGUCAGUUAAUUAAUUAGCGAUUCUUUCU